Schistosoma intercalatum is the source of this 975-nucleotide messenger RNA. Lineage: Eukaryota; Metazoa; Platyhelminthes; Trematoda; Strigeidida; Schistosomatidae. The record is from the annotation of a GenBank genome assembly.
AUGCAUCCUGCUACUAAACCUGAAGAUUCAAGUCAUCGAGUCCCAAUCGGCAUAAAUAUUUUGACAGGUGGUUUAGCAGGAUGUGUUGCAAAGACAGCAAUUGCUCCACUCGACAGAGCCAAGAUAAAUUUUCAGUCUACUCGAAUGCCGUUUAAUGUUCGGAGUCUUAUUCAGUUUCUCAAAAACACUUACCAAGAACAAGGUUUCAUGUGCUUAUGGCGUGGUCACACUGCAACUCUUGCCAGAAUUUUUCCUUAUUCUGCUAUUCAGUACUCUGCUCAUGAUCAUUACAAACAUUUACUUGGGAUCGGUUCAACUAGCCAUUCAGAUAUUUCGUAUAUACGUUUACGACGAUUUCUUGCUGGUGUUGGAGCUGGGACAACAUCGGUUACCUGUACAUACCCACUUGAUGUUGCUAGAGCACGUAUGGCAGUUACAACUGCUUCCAAAUAUUCUAGUCUUUUUCAUGCUAUACGAGCUCUUUAUACAGAAGAAGGAUUAAGUGCAUUGUAUCGUGGUUUUUCCCCUGCUCUCCUCGGUAUUAUCCCAUAUGCUGGGACAGCUUUCUUUACGUUUGAAACACUGAAAGAAACUUGUUUAGACAGAAACAAAGAUCCCAUCACUGGUAAACGGCCUAAAAAACUGUAUCCAUUUGAAAAUUUAUGUUGUGGUGCAGUGGCUGGAAUUUUAGGACAAACUGCUUCGUAUCCACUAGAUAUUGUUAGACGAAGAAUGCAAACUGCUAAUAUUACAGUUAAUAUAAAAACAGUUGAUUGUAUUACGGUGUGUGCUACUGAUGACGACAGAUAUAAGUAGCAUGUAUUGCCAAUCGAAAGUGGAAUGCCUGAUGGCAAAGGUUAAGAGAAUUCGAAGAGAAGAGAACGAGAACAGAGAGUGAUUGAUAUGGAAGUGAAGGAAUAACAAAGUCUGAGACAGUUGAUGGAUAUUUUGGAAAUGAAGUAUUUACUGUAUGGU